AAAAAGAAAGAAAGAAAGAAAAAAGAAAAAACCUAGAGUAUCCAGCUACUAAGCAGCAACUUUUAGCCACCAUUUCCUUCUGGUCACUAAAAACAUUGGUCAUUUCCUGUUUUCUCUGUUUUCACAUGCUUCUAAUUCUCAGUGUCAAAAGGCUGCAACUCUUUUCUUUGGGCUUCUCUUUGAUAACAUUGAUUCAGAAACAAAGGAUGGGGGGCCUCCAUUUGGAAAACAAAGGAAGCAUGGCCUCGGGAAGAAUGCUGGAGAGAAUGUGCAUGGUUCUUUUCUGCCAAUGAUAACAAACCCUAAUAAUGGGAAAGUUGGAUAUGAAAGCAGGAAUAGUAAUCUGAGUGUCGAUGCUCUGUUUGGCUGCUGAAUAUACCUUCCAGAAGCAAUGUGGCCUGGUGAAAAAAGCACCUGACUAAGUGUCUGCUAAGUAGGUACUAGUUCCAGCUCUUUUGCUGAUUAGCUCUGUGACUACCUCAGUUUCCCCAUCUGUAAAAUGAAAGGUUUUGAGUAGAAGAUUCCCACCCUUAAACUCGAGCUUUCUGUGAUUUUUUUUUCUUCAUAUCUGCGUUAGAGAGUUUUUAUCUGAUUCCUUUCCUUCAGCUUUUUUUUAUCAACCAGAUGUUCACAUUAACACUCAGAUGUUGUGAAGUGAAUCAUGCUGGGAAGUGGUACUCGACAUCGGCUGUUCAAAAUUGAUGAAGAUGCCGAAAAUCCUGGCAAUCCGUGGUGUGGGGUGUGCAUGUAUUGUCAGGGUUACUGUGACUCGGGAAUCUCUCCACGGUUGGACUAAGCCAUUUGAUUCCUUUGAGCUACUCACACUUGGAUUUGCUUAUCUCUUCUGCUAGAAGCCUUCCAGGGUCACACUUAAGAGUAUUGAACUUGGAAUCAAUUCAAAUCCUACCUCGGAUACUUACUAGCUACUGGUGGUGGGACCCAGAACAAAUAACUUAACCUCUCUGAGCCUCAGUUUCUUCAUCUGAAAAGUGAGAGUAAUACUAGCACCUACCUCAAGAGUUCUUAGGAGGUUAAAUGCAUUUAAAACACUUGGGAAACCUUAAAGUAUUAGCUGAAUGUCAGCUCUUAGUUAUUAUUUGUAUUAUUGUUGUCAUGUCUGCCAUUGAGUAAAAUUCCUCCUUUCCUCUCCGUGUCCUUAGCUCAUUUUUCUUUCUGUCCUUCUUUAUAAAUUCCCCACCCCCGCCGUUUUCUCUUUGGUCAACUUUUCUAGACAGAGCUGUAACUGUGGCAAAGUGAUUAGGGCUUUAGUUUAAUCUAAGCCAUGUCUAGAGACCAGAUCAGGGAGGAGGGGCAGAGGUAACUUUGAGUCCCCUCAAAGUCCCACUCUCCCUUCUCCUUAAUGUUUGACUCUACCAGGUACCAGGGAAGAGGGCUUCAAACAGAACCUCUCGGGUUCCCUAUGGUCAGCUGAUCAACGCGCCUUUCUAUCCCCAUGCUCUAAAAGGUCCACUGGAGGCUGUAGUGGGACAUAAGACAGGAAGUGGGCUGAGGUUGGGACAGAAAGGAAAACCCACUGCUCAUUAAAAUGGUUUCUUUUGUAAUCUUCCCCAACCCAUUUUGUUCUUUCUACUUUCUUGGCAGGAUGGGAAUCCCGGCAUUGCUGCCAGACUUCAGGAAGCAGGCCCUCUCCAGAGUGCAGGCAGCUCCAUUCCAGCAGCCACUCCAGCCACAGUGAAUGGAUGCAUGAGAAACCAUUUGCUCAAGCAGCAGAUCCUACGCCGGCAGCAUAUCAUGCAGCAGGAAAAGCAGAGACCAAAUGUUAUGGCUGUGCCACCUGAGCAGCGGACUCCCUAUCUCUGCCAACAGAUGAGUCAGUUUUCAACCAUGCCACAGCAAAUGCCUUCUGACUGUGGCCAGUCCAUACCAACUCCUCCAACUAAUCCGCGCAGGAUGCCAUCCACAUCUGGGAUCCUUCAGAACACCAUGACCCCUGGAAUCAGUUCAACUACUGGCAACCAGAGCACAGGGGGCAUGGUCAUGAUCCCCCAGACCCCCGGGAAACAACAGGCCAUUUUCCCGUCUGGCUCCGAUUUUAACGUCUCCAUGCGACAGAAGCAAACUUCGGCUAGUCUGAGCUCUGUCAGCCAGACGGCUCACAGCAGCCAUUCAGCGGUCAAGCCCGGAAUGGCUCUGCCUGGCUUCGGCGCCGGCUCCUUAGCAAACCAAUCCGCGAGUCCUCACCAGUUACGGCAGCCCAACAUGGCCCGAAUUCCCGCCAUGUAUCCGAGUUCCUCUCCUCAGGCGUGGAUCUCUACGGUGGCCUCUAGAAUGCCCAAUCAGAGCCAAAUAGACACCAACAUGCAGCAGUUCACCAAUCCUCUUUUCUCCAAACCAAAUGUGAGAUCCAGUCUGACAGGUCAACAGUUCUCCCCUCAGUCGGUGAUCCCCCCCAAUCAGAUCGCGCCCGGGGUCAGGCAGAUUCCAAAAGUGAAUGUAGGCCAGCCUGCUCAAAGCCUCAACAUGCUCAACAGUCAGAGUCUGAGGCAGAGCCUGACCCGAGCCCCGUUGCCAGCCAUGAAUGUCAUGAAGCCCAUACCCCAAAGCGUUUCUACUUUCAACCCGAUCAGCCCAGCCCAAGGCAUAGAGCCCCCGAGCUAUCCGGUCACCAGCCAGGCAUCUGGGACCUUCAGCAGGAUGGGGGCUCCUCCAGCAGAGCUGCCGCCGUACGAUUUUGGCCCGCAGCAGAACGAUCCCAUUUUGCCAGACAGCUGCAGUGAGACAGACUUCAUCGAUUCUCUCAUGAAAAGCGGCAGCAACAAUGACGAAGAGUGGCUGAACAACCUGAGAAUGAUCGAUGACAUCUUAGGGCAGCACAAUCAAAGUUCCGGCCACGUUUAGUUCUAGGUGAGGUCUUCAGAUCUGACACCCUCCUUCCCCGGCUGGGGCUUGGGGGUGGGGGAACACCAAAUGGGAAAACACAAACCCACUACAGACACACACACACACCAAACAACCCCCAAGUACAGGCACAUACCCAAAGCUAGCUUUUGCCCAUUAAUAAAUUGGAGCCAGUUCUUUACCUGUGACAAAAUUGAAUUUUGGCCAUUUUUCAAGUGACUGUAUAUAUCCAAAUUUUGUAAAUGGUGUUUUCUUAAGCAUUCGAUAUAGAAGUAUUUAUACUUCUCUUCGUGACAGUUUGUAAAUAAAUCUCUGGCUUACGUAUUGUUUUAUUCUAGAAGUUUUGCUUGUUACACCUCGUUACAAAUAUGCAAAUCAUUUUGUUAGUUUCUGUAAUACUGUGUAUUACCGCUUGAAACACGCGUGUGUUUGACAUAACGUAAGACGAACUAGGGGUGGUGUUAGGCAAACUGAGCAAGUGCCAAAUGGAAGAUCGGGAGUACGAAUGCCUUGGGACUUCUCGCCUCCUUCCCGUUUCUCUUUGAUGCCUCUGAUGAGCAUGCUAAGUGUCUAGUAUGGAGGAGAGCUAAGCAGUAACCUCCUCCACCAUGAGAAAUGCUCACGAUCGAUAGGAAGGAAUAUUUUAAGCCCAGGAGGGGCCGCCCCGUGCAAGUGUCCUGGAGAAGCUUGCCUUGCUCUGAAUGAUGACCUUGGAGAGACUGCAAAGCAUCCUUACCAUUCUCAUUCAGACUGGAAGAGAGCCCGCCUCCGGUCUCGGCACCCCUAGUUGUGUAUAUCCGUAGUGUACAGGUGAUUUGUUCCUGGUUAUAAGGCCUUUCAAUAUGUGUUUGAAUGUAAGAAUUGGAAUUGAGGAGAAGAGUUUAUCGAUAUGAAGAGUUCAUUUGAGAUUUGUCUCUCUGAUGGUUUCUGUCUGCAGCUACAGUCAUGUAUAUUUAAGUGUAUGUUUAUAGAAGAGCCACUGUAUUGUAAAUGCCUUAAAAUGUUCAUGCUUUGUGGAAUCCUAUUUUAAUAGUCACAUCCUACUUCAGCCAUACAUUUGUAAUAUAGCAUCAGCUUUGAGCACAGGGUGGUUCUUCCUUCAUGCCAUAAUAAACUGCCAUGAGAGAACUGCA
Molecule: messenger RNA, 3992 nt
Organism: Sarcophilus harrisii (Tasmanian devil)
Lineage: Eukaryota; Metazoa; Chordata; Mammalia; Dasyuromorphia; Dasyuridae
Product: mastermind-like protein 2
Exons: 3
Coding region: 1705-2859 (384 amino acids)
Biological process (GO): regulation of transcription by RNA polymerase II
Cellular component (GO): nuclear body
Source: RefSeq, a predicted model, not a curated record